AAUAGCAGGCAAAGGACUUUUUUUCUACUGAGGCAGAGCUGGUCUGGUGGCUGUUUCAAUCAAAGGGAAGGCAGAGGGAAGGGAGGCUCUGCGGAGAGAUGUAAGAUGGCAGAGCUACAAAUGUUGUUAGAGGAAGAGAUUCCGGCCGGUAAAAGAGCGCUUGUAGAGAGUUAUGAAAACCUGACCAGAGUAGCCGACUACUGCGAGAACAAUUAUGUCCAGGCCCAGGACAAAAGGAAAGCACUGGAGGAGACCAAAGCCUACACCACCCAGUCCCUGGCCAGCGUGGCCUACCAGAUCAAUGCCUUAGCCAACAAUGUCCUGCAGCUGCUGGACAUUCAGGCCUCGCAGCUGCGGCGCAUGGAGUCCUCCAUCAACCACAUCUCUCAGACGGUGGACAUCCAUAAAGAGAAGGUGGCCAGGCGGGAGAUCGGGAUCUUGACCACGAACAAGAACACGGCGAGAACCCAUAAGAUCGUAGCGCCGGCCAAUAUUGAGCGGCCGGUCAGGUACAUCAGGAAGCCUAUUGACUACAAUGUCCUGGAUGAUGUUGGCCAUGGUGUUAAGUGGCUAAAAGCCAAGCAACAUGGGAACAAUCAGUCCAUCAGGGCUGGAACACUAUCGAGGACCACUCCGCCAACGCAGAAGCCGCCCAGCCCUCCCAUGUCAGGGCGAGGCACUCUUGGACGCAACACGCCCUAUAAGACCCUGGAGCCAGUGAAGCCACCCACGGUGCCCAAUGACUACAUGACCAGCCCUGCCCGAAUCGGCAGCCAGCACAGCCCCGGACGCACGGCGUCGCUCAACCAGAGGCAACGCACACACAGUGGAAGCAGUGGGGGCAGCGGCAGCAGGGAGAACAGCGGCAGCAGCGGAAUCGGCAUUCCCAUCGCUGUGCCGACACCCUCCAUCCCCAACUCUGGACCAGUCCCACCCAUGUCUGCUCCUCCGGGAGCCCCUCCGCCUCCCCCACCCCCUCCUCCACCACCUCCACCUGCUCCUCCUGCAGCCGGACUAGCACCACCAGCACCACCUCCUCCACCACCCAUAGCCGUGGCCCCCGGGCCUGGUCUGGGCCCUGCUCCAGUGUCCCAGUUUGGAACCAUCUCCCGCCAAAUUUCGCGGCACAACCCCUCCAACUCCUCUGUCUCUAUGGUUUCGGCCACGGGCACCUACCGCCGGGCACCGUCGGUCACUUCGCAGUUCUCCUUGCAGCAGCAGCAUCAGCAGCAGCAGCAGCAGCAGCAGCCUCACAUUAAUGGAGGCACCCCUGGCUACAGUCAAAACUCAAUGUCUGUCGCUCCUCCUCCUCCUCCCAUGCCCCAGCUGACUCCACAGAUACCUCUGACUGGCUUUGUGGCCAGGAUGCAGGAGAGCAUUGCAGACACUCCUACCCCGCCUCCCCCUCCUCCUCCGGACGACAUGUCCAUGUUUGACGACUCCCCUCCGCCUCCACCGCCGCCUCCGGUGGAUUACGAGGAAGAGGAGGACGCCUCAGUCGUGCACUACAACGACCCUUACGCCGACGGAGACCCACAGUGGGCUCCCAAGAACUACGUUGAGAAAGUGGUCGCCAUCUACGACUACGCCAAGGACAAGGACGACGAGCUGACAUUCAUGGAGGGCGCCAUCAUCUACGUGGUCAAGAAGAACGACGAUGGCUGGUACGAGGGCGUGUGCAACGGCGUCACCGGCCUGUUCCCCGGCAACUACGUGGAGUCCAUCAUGCACUACACCGACUGAAGGGACCUGGCAGUAGAAGUACAGUCUAUUUAUUCAGUCAUAUCCUUAAUCCACUGAGAGACUGACAGCAGCGAUCCGACUCCUGACAAGCAUAGAUAUAAAUCCUUUCAUUUUUUAUUGUUUUGGAUAUGGCAGAAUGUUUUUUUUUCUUACUGAUUGCAAAUGAAAUAAAAAGUAAUAUCUAUUUAGUUUUAUUGGUGUGAUAAAGGCCGGGUGACGGACGUGCAGCAACAUCUUUCCUGAACAAAGAUUUUCUGAUUGAGAGUUUGAAAUGGAACAAAUAAAACACCACAGAAGCACCUUCAGUCGACAUGUUUGUAUAUAAGAUGAGCUGCAGCCGCUCGGAGUCCUGCGAUGAAAAUCCAGUGAAUGUCUAACAGCUGCUUUUAUCGCGGCGCCCUCCUCGACUCGACUCCAACACAGACGGCCUGUUUAUACCUUUAAAUACUGUAAAUGGUAUUUCAAGGAACCAAAUCCUUCGGAGAAUCGGUUUUGGAGUAAAAAGCAUGCAAAUAUAAUGUAAUCUUUAAGUUUGUCGCCAUUAUGCUUCCAUUAUGUUGUAAAUGUAUUUUCCUUUUUUAACAUUUUUUAUCACACUGUUGAAAUCACUGAACUUUUCAUUAAGAAAAUUCGAAGCCUUCCUGCAGUCUCGCUUUUAAAAACAUGGAUUCAAAAUCAUGAUGUUUGAAACAAAGGACACAUUCCUUUUUUUUUUUUUAAAUCAAGCGUCUAAAUCAGAGUUCUGCAGGUUUUAUUUGUUUCCCUGGUUCAACACGCUGGAAUCAGUGAAGCAGCUCUCCUCAAAACCCUGCUCACGGGUUCUGCACAAACCUGUUAAUGAGUCAUUAUUUAGUGCCAGGUGAGUGGGAGCAGGGAAAUGUCUAAAGCUUGCAGGACACGUAGGACCAGAGAUGAUGAGCCCUGUAGGAACCAAUUAUGCACAAAAAUCUUGUAUUUCUGAGAAAUUCAGUUGUUUUUUAAGUAUGACAUUAUCAGCUGCAGUUGUGACAUUAUCAAAGGAGUUUUCUUCUGCUAGGCCAAUAACCGAUCUGUAGCAUAAUAACUUAUUAGCAAAUUUGUUUUUGGCUUUAUUACAUUGAAAAUGGCCGAAAUGAUGACGUCAUUUGCAGGUAUCGUGUUAUUGGUUGCUACAACCCUGGUGUAAAUAACAGGCUCGUUAGAGAUACCUGUGCAGACUGCAUAGCUGACGUGAAUAGCAUGAUGGGGAGAUUUCUGUCCAGUUUGAUCCCAGUUUGCUCAGAUUUCUGGUAAAAACAGACAACUGCAAUUUCACGAGAUUUUCCAAUUAGUCUCAGAGAAUUACAGGAAACUCCUGCAGCCAACUGGUUUCCCAGUCCCGUUCCUCAGGAUCCAUUACUCUGCUUGUUUUGGAUGUUUCCCUGCUUUAAUACAGCCGGUUGGGCUUGUCUGCAGAAGCCUGUUGACUCGUUAUGCAGGGUCGGGGUGGAGGCUGUGGGUCUCCACAAGCAUGAUUGGGAAACUUUUGAUUUAGACGUUAAGAAAAUAACCUAAAACUUUUUUUUUUUUUUCUGCAAAACCUAAAACUAAAAUCUUUUCAUUCUUCAGCCUCUGAAGGAACUAGAACCAUGAAUUUCCUUUAAAUGACAAUUAUCGUGAUGUUCGCAGGUAUUUACAGAAUCAAAUCGGCAUCAGUGGAGAUUGAAAAUGUUGAUGCUUCAUUUCUGAAGUGGUGAGUUUUUUUUUAUUUAGACAGAUUUUGCAAAUGUAACCAUCAUGAGAGGCUGAAAUGCUAUGAGAUUAAUGAUUACAGAUUUUAAAUUACUGUAUGAUUAUACAUAUUCUGCUCAGUGGGAUGAGAAAUUGACAGUUUUGAAAACUAAACCCUUUUUUUUUGUUUACAAUCUGUCAUUUUAAAAAGUGAUAAAUCUGCUCAGCUCAUUUUUUUUAGGUGCUGCAAACAGAUCAUUUUCAGGUUUAAGAAUUUAAAGAAAAUUUAGCUGAAACCACCAAUAAAUGGUCAGUAAAGCAACAAGAAACUGUACAAACUGAAGAAUUUAGAAGAUUUUAUUAAAGCAGAGUCGGAUUUAACAGCGUCUCAUGUCCAACCGUCCUGCUACUUCCCAUCACUGCUGUCACUUUAAUCCACACAAUCUGUAGGCUCUAUUUCAUGGAAUAUAUCUCUGAAAGGUGUGUAGUGGUGGACUCGAGUCGUCCUGCUCACACUGCCAUGUGACAGUUCAGACGUAACAAUGCAGACCAACAACCAACCAAUACCUCCUCAAUCUUAAAGCGACAAGGACCUGCUCUGAGCUGCACAGGUGUACAUAUUAAAGCAGCAACUCCAGUCAAAUCAGCCACUUUAUAUUAGGUGUCACUCAGGAAUCAUCCUCAACGCAUCGUCCUCCGUUUUCCUCCCUGUGUUGACUAUUUGCAUCGCCUGCAGUGGUCACGCUCAGGAUAUCGCAGCUAAAUGCCUUGAUUCUUGUCCCAGUUUCAUUUUUUAUCCCCCCCAAAAUAAUUAUUUCAUGGGUAGAAGUAUUGAAAUCCACUUCUCUCUCUGCUCAUUUGUAUAUAAUAAUGAUUGAAAAAUUAAUGUACAGCCUUUUAUAAUAAACAAUUCUAUGUA
Molecule: messenger RNA, 4351 nt
Organism: Melanotaenia boesemani (Boeseman's rainbowfish)
Lineage: Eukaryota; Metazoa; Chordata; Actinopteri; Atheriniformes; Melanotaeniidae
Gene: abi1a
Product: abl-interactor 1a
Exons: 12
Coding region: 106-1743 (545 amino acids)
Cellular component (GO): lamellipodium; intracellular anatomical structure
Molecular function (GO): SH3 domain binding
Source: RefSeq, a predicted model, not a curated record